Ooceraea biroi (clonal raider ant) is the source of this 2784-nucleotide messenger RNA. Its product is annotated as angiotensin-converting enzyme. The record is from RefSeq and is a predicted model, not a curated record. Gene Ontology annotation, cellular component: plasma membrane. Lineage: Eukaryota; Metazoa; Arthropoda; Insecta; Hymenoptera; Formicidae. Gene Ontology annotation, molecular function: metallopeptidase activity; peptidyl-dipeptidase activity. Gene Ontology annotation, biological process: proteolysis.
GAAAAACACCUCAAAAUGUGCACGACGAAUAUUGCCAUGUCAAUUGGUGCAACGGUGAAUUUGCAACAGAGAACGUCGACAGUGAAAAAUCGAAAUCUCAUUAUUUUUUUCGUUAUUCUAAUACAAGCAGGAAUAUAUGGAAAAUACUUGGAGGGCCUCAAUGUAAACUUAGGAGAUGCCCUUCUAUUUCUCAGAGAAUAUGAUAGUGCAGCUUCGUUAAUGUGUACAAGGGUGACAAUGGCUCAAUGGAAUUUUGCGACAAAUAUUACUGAUACAAACCAUCAGAAAAUGAUAGAUGAACAAGCAUUGAAAUUAAAGUUUGAAAGAGCUUCUUGGCGAAAAGCAAUAACUUUUGCUUGGAGUCGAAUACCAGAUCCAUUAGCAAGAAGGGAACUUAAAAUGAUUGCUACGAAAGGUCGAUAUUCGUUGACUGACGAUAAAUUUAAUGAGAUACACCGCUUAAUAAGUGAGAUGAAGGAAAUUUACACAAAAGCUAGAGUGUGUCCAUACAAACGAAUUGAUGUUGAGUGUAAUUUAACUCUGGAUUAUGAUAUAAAUAAGAUAAUGGGAAAUUCAAAAGACUACGAUGAGUUAUUGUAUUAUUGGGAUGCUUGGCACGAAGCGAUCGGUCCAAAACUUAAAAACAAAUAUUUGAGAUAUGUUCAAUUGGCCAAUCAAGCAGCUAAAUUAAAUGGUUUUGCUGAUGCUGGCGAUCAGAUGAGAGAACUGUUUGAAGAUGAAUAUUUCCAGCAAAAUAUAGCGGAAGUAAUGUCAGCCAUAACUCCGCUCUACAAGAAUCUGUUCACUUACGUACGAUCGAAACUGAAUGAAAGAUAUGGUAAUAGAAUACGCGAGGAUGGACCUUUACCGGCGCAUGUUUUGGGAAAUAUGUGGGCCCAAAAUUGGGAAAAUCUAUUCGAAUUAGUUCAACCUUUUCCUGCGAGCAAGAAACUCGAUGUGACUUUGGAUAUGAUGAUUCACGGUAUCACUCCAUUGAGGAUGUUUCAAAUAGCAGAGGAGUUCUUUACGUCGCUCGGAAUGAAGCCAAUGCCGCCAGAAUUCUGGAAGUUCUCCAUGUUCGAGAAACCUAUCGACAGAGAAGUUAAAUGUACCCCAAGUGCGUGGGAUUUUUGUAAUAGAAUUGAUUACAGGAUAAAGCAGUGUACUACAGUUACAAUGGAUGCCUUGUUAUCAACACAUUAUGAAAUGGCGCGAUUGCAAUAUUAUUUACAAUAUAGGGAUCAUCCACUGUUAUUUCGAAGCGAAGCACUUCCAGGAUUUGACGAAGCUGUUAGCGAUGCGAUUGGUUUGUCAAUUUUUACCCCUCAGCACUUACAUAAAAUCGGAUUGCACAAUAAUUUAACAGACGAUUACGAUAGCAACAUAAAUUUUCUGAUGCUAAUGGCUCUUCGCAAAGUGGCUUAUGCACCAUUUGCUUAUAUAGUUGAUCAAUGGAGAUGGCAUGUCUUUAGUGAUGGUGUAGAAAAUAUGACAGCAUAUUGGUGGGAAUUAAGAAUGCAAUAUCAAGGCAUCGUUCCACCUAUGCCUAGAUCUGAAAGGAAUUUCGAUCCAGCGGCGAAGUAUCAUAUCCCAGCGGACAAUCUCUAUGCCAAAUAUUUCGUAAGCGUUGUCUUACAAUUCCAAUUGUAUCAAUCACUGUGUGAAAUUUCCGGUCACACUGGCGAGCUGCAUACUUGCGAUCUUUACAGAUCGCGGGAAGCGGGUCGAUUGUUAUCGGAUGUUCUAUCGAUGGGAGCCUCCAAACCAUGGCAGGAUAUUGUCAGGAAAAUGACAAGAGGUAGAACAAAUAGAAUAGACGCUAGUGCCAUGCUCAAGUACUUUGAGCCUUUGAACGCGUGGUUAAAACGAGAAAAUGAAAUGCAACCUGUAAUCGGCUGGAUUACAGGCCGCGACAACAAUGAAAGGUACCUUCGUUACAGAACCGCCUCAUGUAGUUCUCUAGGCCUCAUAAGUCACAAUCUCAUAUAUCAAAGGUCACUGAAACAGAGGGUGAACAAAAAUGGUAUCAUUUUGGCACACUACUCGGACUUGAAGCAAAGUUCUCAGAGUGAUUACCAGAAACCUCAAGCAGAACAGAAAAUAUCAGUAUUCCAAAAAAUGAAACAAAUGACUAAAGAUUAUUGGCAUGUAUUAAUACCUGUACACAUAUUGACAUCCAUAGGAUGGGCAGCUAUAUUCUAUACUGCUGUGAGAAACGGUGUGGAUGUAGCACAGAUUUUGGAAUACAUGAAUUUUAGUGAAAAGUAUGUAAAUUUAGUACGUAACUCAAGUGCUGGGGACUGGGCCAUUACUUAUGCACUUUAUAAAAUAUUUACGCCACUUAGGUACACUGUUACCGUUGGAGGAACUACAAUAGCCAUUAGGCAACUGAGCAGAUUAGGCUAUGUAAAGGCACCAUCAUUUAAGCUUCAAUCAGCAGAGCCAAUACGGUCAAACAAAUAUGCAACAGAACAGGAGACAAAAUUCAAGGCAGAGUGUAAAACAGGUCGACACACAGAACCACCAAAACCAUGACGAUUCGCCCGCAUUAUAUAUCGGAAUUGGGCUUGGUGUAGCUCUGAUAUUUAUUAUGCGUGAUAUUCAUGUACACAUUUCUCGUUGUGAAUGUAUAUUAUGUUAAUAAUAGAUGACCUACAUCACAUUGUUCUGAAUUUAUUUCUCCAAUCUGUUCCUCAUUCUGCAAGCAUUGUCGAUGUGUGUAUUAACAAUAGAUAUCAAGACAUUGAUCUUCUAUAUAUUAUAUUUAACAAUAACUUUGUAAAA